CCGACUUCUCAUCAACUUGUUUUCUUUUUCCUCGUCACUGCUCGUUGUCCUCAGUCUCUCUCUCUCUCUCUCUUGUGAGCCGGUGUUUUUCCUCAUCCUUCUUUCCUGCCGUCGCCAUGUUCCCCAGGUUGAUUUUGAAGGAAACUCUGAUAAAAAAAUCUCAACAGAAGAAGAGGAUAUCGCUGUGCAAUUACAAGGAGAGGCUUUUUGUGUUGGACACCCAAGACCUGAAGUACUCUGACUGCCGCCCGGGAAGGAAUCCGCGGCUGAAAGGUUGCAUCGAGCUGUGCAGGAUCGAAUGUGUGGAGAUUGUGUGUAGCCAACAUCCCAUACCGUGCAACUACAAGUACCCUUUCCAGGUUUUCUACAACCACUUCUACCUCUACAUCUUCGCCCCGGACAGCGACUGCCGUCAGAGAUGGGUCAGCGCUCUGAAGGAAGCGACAAAGGGAAACAUCAUGGUGGCUAAAUACCACCCAGACUUCUGGAUGGACGGGAAGUGGAGAUGCUGCCAGCAAACAGAGAAGCUGGCGGCAGGAUGUCAGGCGUAUGACCCAGGGGGUUCUGCUUCCAAAGAGCCACUUUCUGAACUCCCUGGUCCAAAGGCUGGACUGCAGGACGCCGAGGAGCGCACGGUGGUCGCCCUGCACGACUACACGCCGGUCAGAGGCGACGACCUGGCCCUUCAGAAGGACCAGCAGUACAGCCUGAUCAACGGCUGCCACGGUGACUGGUGGGCCGUACGGGACGGCCAGGGAAACACGGGCUUUGUACCCAGAACCUACGUGGAGGAAAAGUCCAGCAACAACUUCCAGAGAUUUAAAUGGUACAACAAAAACACAACGAGAGGGGAGGCCGAGGAUUUGUUAAUGAAACAGGGAAAAGAAGGCGGGUUCAUGAUGCGUGACUCGAGGCAGACGGGAGUCUACACGGUGUCCGUCUUCACCAAAGCUCCGGGGGCUAAUGGGGAGAAGAAUCCCCGAGUGAAGCAUUACCAAAUAAGACAGGCGGAGAGCGGAGAGGCCCGGUUCUACGUGGCCGAAAAGUACCUGUUCAGCACCAUUCCUGAGCUCAUCCGCUACCAUCAACACAACGGCGCCGGCCUGAUAACUCGUUUGCGACACCCGGUUUCUCGAGAUGGAAGCGUCUCUCAGGAUGUCGCCGAUCCCUCAAAAGACCAGUGGGAGGUGGACCCCGAGCAGCUGACCCUGGGUCAGGAGCUGGGCAGCGGCCAGUUUGGGCUGGUGCUGGAAGGCAGGUGGAGGGACAAGAAGGUGGCCGUGAAGACCAUAAGGGAGGAGUGCAUGUCGGAGGAGGAGUUUAAAGAAGAGGCGGGGGUCAUGAUGAGACUGUCCCACUGUAAGCUGGUUCAGCUCUACGCUGUGCGCACCCAGCGUUCCCCCAUGUGUCUGGUGUUUGAGUUCAUGGACAACGGCUGCCUGUCGGACUUCCUGCAAGCCCGGAGAGGCCGCCUGUCUCAGGAGGCGAUGUCGGGGAUGUGUCUGGAUGUCAGCGAGGGGAUGGCGUACCUGGAGAGCUCCAACUUCAUCCACAGAGACCUGGCGGCCAGGAACUGCCUCGUGUCCAAGAACAACGAGGUGAAGAUAUCUGACUUCGGCAUGGCCAGGUUCGUGCUGGACGACCAGUACACCAGCUCCCAGUGCUCCAAGUUCCCCAUCAGGUGGUCGGCCCCGGAGGUCAUCAAGUUCUGCAAGUUCAGCAGCAAGUCCGACGUCUGGUCCUUCGGUGUGCUCAUGUGGGAGGUGUUCAGCGAGGGACGCCUCCCCUACGAGAACCACUCCAACGUGGAUGUUGUGGAGUCUCUGAACAGAGGCCAGAGGCUCCUGAAGCCGAGCUCGGCCCCCGACGCCAUCCACAGGGUCAUGGAGCGGUGCUGGAAGGAGAACCCAGAGGACCGGCCGUCCUUCGCCGUCCUGCGGCCCGAGCUCGCCUCCCUCUCACACCUGAAGAUGUGAAGAGUUGAGGUUGAAAACUAUGAAAACUGCUUAUUUAUUUUUAUUUAUUGAUAUAUUUUCGCUUGUUAAAUGUCAGUGACAGAUGAUUUAAAAACAUGAUUCCUUGGUUUUGCACUUUAUUGGUUUCAUAUGCCUGAGACAGAGUCUGUCCCACAGCUGCUUGCACAUUAAACAGGUGAGGGGUCUACGGGUUAAACCAUUUGUAAUUAAAUGGAUCAAUCGUCAUGAAAUGUU
Molecule: messenger RNA, 2210 nt
Organism: Pseudoliparis swirei
Lineage: Eukaryota; Metazoa; Chordata; Actinopteri; Perciformes; Liparidae
Gene: itk
Product: IL2 inducible T cell kinase
Exons: 17
Coding region: 117-1976 (619 amino acids)
Biological process (GO): peptidyl-tyrosine autophosphorylation; adaptive immune response; B cell receptor signaling pathway
Molecular function (GO): protein binding; ATP binding; non-membrane spanning protein tyrosine kinase activity
Source: RefSeq, a predicted model, not a curated record